Molecule: messenger RNA, 1932 nt
Organism: Alternaria conjuncta
Lineage: Eukaryota; Fungi; Ascomycota; Dothideomycetes; Pleosporales; Pleosporaceae
Exons: 2
Coding region: 1-1932 (643 amino acids)
Biological process (GO): protein refolding; cellular response to unfolded protein
Cellular component (GO): mitochondrion; cytoplasm
Molecular function (GO): ATP hydrolysis activity; heat shock protein binding; ATP binding
Source: RefSeq, a predicted model, not a curated record
AUGUUCACGCGCGGGUACGCUGAGGGCGGCGAGGAGAAGGUCAAGGGCUCGGUCAUUGGUAUUGACUUGGGUACCACCAACUCCGCCGUCGCUGUCAUGGAGGGCAAGGUCCCUCGCAUCAUUGAGAACUCCGAGGGUGGCCGCACAACCCCAUCCGUCGUCGGUUUCACAAAGGAGGGCGAGCGUCUCGUCGGUAUCGCCGCCAAGCGCCAGGCUGUCGUCAACCCCGAGAACACUCUUUUCGCUACCAAGCGUCUCAUCGGCCGAAAGUUCACCGAUGCUGAGGUCCAGCGCGAUAUCCAGCAGGUCCCAUACAAGAUCGUCCAGCACACCAACGGUGAUGCCUGGCUCGAGGCCCAAGGACAGAAGUACUCGCCUUCCCAGGUUGGAGGUUUCGUCCUUGGAAAGAUGAAGGAGACCGCCGAGUCCUACAUGGGCAAGAACGUCAAGAACGCCGUCGUCACCGUCCCCGCCUACUUCAACGAUUCCCAGCGUCAAGCCACCAAGGACGCCGGUCAAAUCGCUGGUCUCAACGUCCUCCGUGUCGUCAACGAACCCACCGCUGCCGCCCUCGCCUACGGUCUUGACAAGGCCACCGACAACGUCGUAGCUGUCUACGACUUGGGUGGUGGAACAUUCGAUAUCUCCAUUCUUGAGAUCCAGGCUGGUGUCUUCGAGGUCAAGUCCACCAACGGUGACACUCACCUUGGAGGUGAAGACUUCGACAUCACUCUCGUCCGCCACCUCGUUGACCAGUUCAAGAGGGAGCAGGGUAUCGACCUGAACAGCGACCGCAUGGCCAUCCAGCGUAUCCGUGAGGCCGCUGAGAAGGCCAAGAUCGAGCUGUCUUCCUCCUCUCAGACCGACAUCAACCUGCCCUUCAUCACUGCCGACGCUUCCGGUCCCAAGCACAUCAACACCAAGCUCACCCGCUCCCAGCUUGAGAAGAUGAUGGACCCUCUCAUCACCCGCACCGUCGAGCCCGUCCGCAAGGCCCUCAAGGACGCCAACUUGAAGGCUACCGACAUUUCCGAGGUUAUCCUCGUUGGUGGUAUGACCCGUAUGCCCAAGGUUACCGAGUCUGUCAAGAGCAUCUUCGGCCGUGACCCCGCUAAGUCGGUCAACCCCGACGAGGCUGUUGCCAUUGGUGCUGCUAUCCAGGGUGCUGUCCUUGCUGGUGAGGUCACUGACCUCCUCCUGCUCGAUGUUACUCCUCUCUCCCUCGGUAUUGAGACCCUCGGUGGUGUCUUCACCCGUUUGAUCAACCGUAACACCACUAUCCCCACCAAGAAGUCCCAGGUCUUCUCCACCGCUGCCGACUUCCAGAGCGCUGUCGAGAUCAAGGUCUACCAGGGUGAGCGUGAGCUUGUCCGCGACAACAAGCUCCUCGGCAACUUCCAGCUCGUUGGCAUUCCCCCGGCCCACCGUGGUGUACCCCAAAUUGAGGUCACCUUCGAUAUCGACGCUGACUCCAUUGUCCACGUUCACGCCAAGGACAAGUCCACCAACAAGGACCAGUCCAUCACCAUCGCUUCCGGAUCUGGUCUCUCAGACGCUGAGAUCGAGAACAUGGUCAAGGACUCUGAGCAGUACGCUGAGCAAGACAAGGAGCGCAAGAACUCCAUCGAGGCUGCCAACCGCGCUGACAGUGUUGUAAACGACACUGAGAAGGCUCUCAAGGAGUUCGAGGACCGCCUCGACAAGGCUGAGGCCGAGAAGAUCAAGGAGAAGAUCGCUUCCAUGCGCGAGUUCAUCUCCCAGAGCCAGUCUGGCGAGGGCUCUGCCACCGCCGCUGAGAUCAAGGAGAAGACCGACGAACUCCAGAACGCCUCCCUGAGCCUGUUCGACCAGAUGCACAAGGCCCGCUCCGAGAGCCAAAACCAGAGCGAGCAGCCUCAGCAGCCUGAGGGUGAGGGCGAGAAGAAGCAGUAA